CCCAUGUUAGUAGGAGGGGGGGCAGGGUCCAAAAUAACUCCGGCCAAGUUUUACUGAGCACUUGGAGCUGUCAAUCAAAGGCCAUAACAAGAUGGCGGGCUGCAAAGGCUGCUUGUUCUUCCUAACAGUUGUCGGCGCGGCGGUGAGGGCGGCCCAGGCGGAGAUCAAAUUCGACGUCCCAUCGGGGAAGUUCUUCACCUACGAGCUGAUGAGAGAGACCUUCCAGGGCGACUUGGAGCCCCUGUCCAAGCUCUACGACGAGCGGCAGUACGACGACCCCAUGACCUUCAAGUGCAACAAGAAGGGUUACCCCGACCUCCCCGAGUGGCUCCGCUUCACCCAGAGGCACCCCUACGACAACGGCUUCCUGUACGGGACGCCCAUGUCCCCCGGGAAGAGUUUCAUCGAGAUCUACGCCAUCAACAAGCGAACCUACGAAACCACCAGACAGAAUCUCGUCGUCAACGUGAUCGCAGGUACGGACAAUUCAUUAGCCAAGAGCCCCCCCUACCAGGCAGAGUUCUUCAUCAAGCUGCGGGAGAUUGAGAAGGUGCUGCCCCCUGCUGUCCAGGACGAGAUCAAGCAGGACCUGCAGAAGCUGUGGGACACGGAGGCCUUGGACGUGGUCAACGUGUCCAACGCCCUGGACCGCGGCGGCCGGGUGCCCCUCCCCCUGGCGGGCCACUUUGAAGGCGUGUACGUGAAGGUGGGCUCCGAGCAGAGCUUCUCCGGCUGCCUCCUGAGGGUGCGGACGGCGGAGCACCGGGGGAGGUGUGCGGCGAGCGCCAAGGUGAAGGUGCCCGGGGGGUGCAACUUCUGCAGCAUCCCCAGCAACUGCAUCAGCUGGUGCCACACGGAGCUGUUUGACUCCGGCCAGCAGGAGGCCACGCUGCCCCCUCCCACCGUGGGCUCCGGCGUCCUGGAGGCGGGGGGGGACUUUGACCCCCCUGUGUCGCCCGAGAGCAGAGACUUCUUGCCGGACUACCUGGUGACCAUCAUCGUGCCGCUGGUCCUGGCCCUGGUUCUUUGCGUGCUGCUGGCCUACAUCAUGUGCGGACGCAGAGAGGGCGUGGAGAAGAGGAACGCGCGAACGAACCAGAUCCAGCUGUACCACCAUCACACCAUCCAGGACAACACGGACGAGCUGAGGAACAUGUCCGACCGCCGCGGCGUCUCGCCGCCGCUCUCCACGCUGCCCAUGUUUGACAGCCGCGGCGGAGGCGGGGCCACGCCGCAGACGCCCCCCGAGAGCCCCCGCGUGCCUCUCAUCAUGGCCCAGCAGGACCCGUACAGCGACACGCUGCCUCGGUGAGAGCGCCAUCACGC
Messenger RNA from Entelurus aequoreus (snake pipefish), 1326 nucleotides. RefSeq names its product sarcoglycan, alpha (gene sgca). Gene Ontology annotation, cellular component: membrane; sarcoglycan complex. The record is from RefSeq and is a predicted model, not a curated record. Bases 92 to 1312 code for a protein of 406 amino acids. NCBI's taxonomy places the organism in Eukaryota, Metazoa, Chordata, Actinopteri, Syngnathiformes, Syngnathidae. The transcript has 10 exons. Gene Ontology annotation, molecular function: calcium ion binding.